UGCGUUUUAAUCUAAGCCUGUGGUGGUAAGUGGAAAGGAAAUAUGAACAGCGUUCGGUAUACUACAUCACAUACUCUGAAGAUGCUUGGGGUAAGGAAACUUGCAGUAUCCUGUAUGUUUUUAAGACACCAAAACCAAAUAUUCUUUAAACAUUUUCAAGCCAGGAAUAUUUGGAGAACUUCUGUAUGUAAAGCAGAGAAAGGUUUGAAUUAUCACCGUCCAAAUGGCUUUGAAAAACGACUAUUGGUAUGGUAUAAAAAAUAUCCUUCAGUUGUUGAGGUGCCGGAUUUUGUUCCCCAAUCUACAAUGGAAAGAAUUCGUAAUGUGGCUCGUAUUAGAAUCAACAUUUUUCUUUGUUUUGUAACUGCCUUGGCUUGUAUUGGAAUGAUUUACAGUGGGAAAAAAGCUGCUGAACGAGGAGAGUCGUUUGCUCAGAUGUCUAGGGAUUUUCACAAAAAAAGUGCAGAAAAUUCAAAACCAUAAGUAUUUGAACAGUAUUACUAGUAACAGUAACUAGAGUUAAAAACUUAAAAGUAUUUGCGAUAUAGAUCUUCAUAUAUUAUUACAUCUGAUUUGAAAAAAUCAUAGCUCAUAAUCUUUAAAUCAGAAAGUCUGUAGGUGAAUUCACUACUAGUUUACAAGGGAUAAAACAUCUACUAAUAAAAACAAAAGUUUUAGAAAAGUGUUUUUCUACAGAAUUCAUUAAAUUUUCACUAAAAUAGUAAUGUAGUUUUUGGAAAGAAAAAUGUUCAGAUCUAUUUUAUUAUGAACCCAUAGGUUUCAUGAAAUACAAGUUACUGAAUAUGUAAGGUACUGUAAUAAUUUUGUUCCCCAAUUUUCCUUGCUAGUUACAUAUGUUUAAUCAGAAGGGUUUGUUUUAUUUCUUAUAUGUAAUUGAUGUGAAUAUAUUAGUACAUUACUGAGAAAUAGUAGUAGCUUAUUACUUUAUUGUAGUAACCACUGAGGGACAGUAUUAUAAUAAUUUUUACAGCUUAUAAAAUCACUUGAAAAUUGGUGGAGUCAAAGGAACAUUUAAUUUUGGCUGGACAAGUCAAAUUAAUCAGAAAUAUCCUAUAAAGACAUGAUAGCUCAGAUUCAUAUGAAAAUCAAAAAAAAAUUGUAAGUGAACUACCACCAGAAAAAUUCAACAGAAGUGGACUUUAUUUUAAAAUACUUUUUUUUUUUAUGUAUGAUUUAUAAUUUUUGACAUUUCAGCUAUUUUACAUUUUCCAUUUGAAACCCUUGUUUUUUAAAGUGAUUUUUUAGUAUUUAUGAUGUUAAUCUAUUUUUUUGAGCCAAUGAAUAAUGUAUCCUCAAAUUAUAAAUGUAAAAAAAGUUUUCUUACUAUCCAUAUUGGUUGUUACAAGUCAUCGAAUAUAAAUGUUGGAAGAGGCUGUUUAACCCUAUGUCCACAGGUGGAGUUAAUGUGUACAUGCCCCAACCUUGUACACAGUGCCUUUCAACAUGUUAUGUAUUUGAUGUCACAGUUAUCAGCAUUUCAUGUUACCCUACAUUGCUGAAUUCUCAAGUUUGUAUAAGAGUAAAUAAAGAUACUGAAAAAACUACAGAUAUGCAUUUAAAAGGUUUUGCAAACUGAGCUAUAAACAAAAGUAUUUUCAUUCUUCAUAUAAACUAUCAGCUUGCACUCCAACUUGUCAGCCUGAAUUAGGCUGACUUAGAUAUUUCACAGACAUAUCGAUAGUAAAAAAAUUUUAAUAACACAUUUAGUAUUUUUCUGUACAGCAACAGCUUUGUAAUGUUGACUAAAAAUUUGUCAAAUUUAAUGAACAUACAAUUAGUGAGUUUGAAAUUAUAGUCAACAUAAUUUCUCUGUACAGACCCCAUGUGCAUUUCUCUUAAUUUAGUUACAAUCGAACUUGAGAUAUUUUUUAAACAUUGAUCAAAAAGUAUUAAACAUUAAUAAUUGAUUUGUUUUGAUGUUAAUUUAUAAGUGUAGUUGAUUUUUAUGCUAGUUUCCUUAAAGAAAUUUUAAUUUAUAAUACUGGUUUGUUGCUGUUAGUCUGUAAAGAAGAUUGUAUAUCAAAGAGUAAAAUAAAAAAUCCUGUGUUU
This is a messenger RNA of Limulus polyphemus (Atlantic horseshoe crab), 2070 nucleotides long. RefSeq names its product UPF0389 protein CG9231-like. The transcript has 4 exons. Lineage: Eukaryota; Metazoa; Arthropoda; Merostomata; Xiphosura; Limulidae. The record is from RefSeq and is a predicted model, not a curated record. The coding region runs from base 43 to 483 and encodes 146 amino acids.